This is a messenger RNA of Trichophyton verrucosum HKI 0517, 837 nucleotides long. RefSeq lists its product as uncharacterized. NCBI's taxonomy places the organism in Eukaryota, Fungi, Ascomycota, Eurotiomycetes, Onygenales, Arthrodermataceae. Gene Ontology annotation, cellular component: nucleus. The record is from RefSeq and is a predicted model, not a curated record. The transcript has 3 exons. Gene Ontology annotation, biological process: nucleosome disassembly; DNA replication-dependent chromatin assembly; nucleosome assembly. Bases 1 to 837 code for a protein of 278 amino acids. Gene Ontology annotation, molecular function: histone binding.
AUGUCGGUGGUUUCGCUGCUUGGUGUACGGGUGGUGAACAACCCGGCCCCCUUUACCGCCCCUUACGAGUUCGAGAUCACAUUCGAGUGUCUGGAACAACUACAAAAAGGUGUGGUAGAUAAACACUCUGGUGAAAAAUAUUUUGAUUUGUCUGAGUAUGACCAGGAGCUUGAUUCGCUAUUAGUCGGCCCAAUCCCAGUUGGUGUCAACAAGUUUAUAUUUGAGGCCGAUCCUCCAGAUUUAAAGAGAAUACCUACGUCAGAGAUUCUGGGAGUCACGGUCAUCCUUCUUACAUGCAGCUACGAUGGUAGAGAGUUUGUUCGAGUUGGAUACUACGUCAACAAUGAAUACGACUCGGAAGAAUUAAAUGCAGAGCCGCCGACCAAACCGAUUAUCGAGAGAGUUGUACGCAAUGUACUAGCGAAGAAGCCUCGAGUCACACGGUUUGCAAUCAAAUGGGAUUCUGAGGAUUCUGCGCCUGCAGAGUAUCCCCCAGACCAGCCGGAUGUAGAUGCACUUGAUGAUGAUGGCACAGCUUAUGGCGCUGAGGAGGUAGAACUUCAGGCCGCACUUGAGAAGGAACUGGAAGAGUUGGAUAGAGAAGAAGCGAACAAUGAUGGCAUGGAAAUUGAGGGCCCCGCUGCCGACGAGGGCAAUGCAGAUGAAGACGAUGAUGAAGCCGGAAGUGAAGAUUUGGAAGAAGAGAGUAGUGAGAGCGAGGACGAGGGCGACGGUGACGAAGACGUCGAAAUGGGCGAUGGAGAUCCCGCUGACAACAAUCAGUCCGACCCCAAGACCGCUGAAGCGCAGCAACAGUCCGAAGUCAUGGUCCAUUAA